Messenger RNA from Geodia barretti, 1431 nucleotides. The record is from the annotation of a GenBank genome assembly. Lineage: Eukaryota; Metazoa; Porifera; Demospongiae; Tetractinellida; Geodiidae.
AUGACAUCUGAAGAUGCACCAUCUGAAGCCCCACGCUAUUCUCGUCAUACUGUGCUCAAUGCUUAUAGUUUUAUUAUUACGUGGAGUCCUCCAAGAAGCAGCUCUCAGAACGGGGUUAUUAAUCACUACAACCUUCAGUUAAAUGACACAACUGGGCUACGGAGUGUAACUCAAACAUCCUAUACUGCCAAAAACUUGCACCCGUAUUUUAUUUAUACCUACAGCAUUGCAGCUUUUACUGUAGACACAGGUCCAUACAGUCUCCAGAUGUCUGUAAGAAUGCCAGAAGCAGCUCCCAAUGGACCCCCAUUGAAUUUGAGAGUGACUCGACGUCAGUUAACAUCUAUAACUCUGGCUUGGGGUUCUCCUCCACUUUCUCACCAAAACGGAAUAAUCACAAACUAUACCCUACACAUAACAUCACAAGAAGGACAUUCAUACGCUAUAGUCACUAAAACACUUAACCUUAUUGCUUCUUCCCUUUUGAGCAAUUCGCUGUAUAUGUUUGCUGUUGCUGCAAGUACUGUGGUUGGCAGAGGGCCGUACACAAGCCCUAGUCUGUCAGUUCGAACCCCAUCUCCAGAUACAACCAGCCCACCACAAGAUGUGAGUGCCAUCGUUUUAGACCACGAGCGAAUCUUUGUCACAUGGACAGCACCACCAGUGUCAGAACAGAGUGGAGCCAUCACUGGGUAUAAAGUUAAAGUAACUGAAUAUCCCACUGGAAGGAGAUGGUCUGAGAAAGCUAAUCUAAAUAUGUUGACUCUUAUUAAUCUGCAUCCAUUUUACACCUAUAAAAUGAGAGUAAGAGUAAUCCCAGCUACUGGAAAUGGACAGUACAGCAACACUAUUGUGGCAAAAACUCUUCCGUCAGAACCAAGUUCCUCUCCUAAUAUAACCUUCACUGAAACAACUUCACACUCAGUGCUUCUGCGUUGGAGAAGCUUACCUUCUCAUCACCAAAAUGGCAAUAUAAGUGGCUAUGUUAUUAACUAUGUUGUAAAUGGGCAAGAGCAGAGACUGUUUGUAUCAGCAGACGUCCUUGAAUACACUUUAAAGGCAAAUCCACACACAGAGUAUGUCCUGAGUAUAGCUGCAGCAAAUUCAGUUGGUAUAGGACCAUUUAGCGCUGUUGUUGAAUUACAUACUGAAGAAGAUGGACCCACGCAUCAUCCAAUAAAUCUAAGAGGUGUACCUCUUAGCUCCACUACCAUCAGCCUAUCAUGGAACCCUCCACCAGAGGAGCAUCAAAAUGGAGAGAUUGACUUCUACAUUGUGCUCUGUUGGGAUGGUUAUAGUGGAUCACUAUUUCAACAUCAAACUCCUUCUACAAAAAAACCGUUUACGGGCUUCGACCUUUCUACACAUAUAACUGCAAUGUGUCAGCAUUCACAGUGUAGCUCGGCCCCUUCAGUGCUUCUACGAAUAUAA